Molecule: messenger RNA, 681 nt
Organism: Plasmodium vinckei vinckei
Lineage: Eukaryota; Apicomplexa; Aconoidasida; Haemosporida; Plasmodiidae
Product: Plasmodium exported protein, unknown function
Exons: 2
Coding region: 1-681 (226 amino acids)
Source: RefSeq, a predicted model, not a curated record
AUGAAUUCAGUAUUUUCGAUUAAACCUUUUAUAUUUGCCUUGAUAAUAUGUUGUCAAUAUUACCAACAUGAGGCGAAUAAGAGCGACCAUAUAUUUAAAGGCCGCGAUGCGACAAUUACAUUGUCAUCAAGAAUUAAUAGAUUAUUAUCAGAGUGUGAAGCACCACCAAGCACGAAUCCUCUAAGUUCACAUCGCCGAAAAGAAAAGGAAUUCAAUACCGAAUCACAAAAAGGAGAUUUGGAAAUAAAUAUAAAUGAAAACGAUAUUGUUAAUUUAGAAAAUUAUAUAGAAGAAAAUAUGAAUAAUAAUAAUAUGAAUGAUAAUGAUGAUGAUGGCGAUGAUGAUAAUGAUGAGGUAGAAUUUGAGGAAGAAGGAUAUUCUGCGAAUUACCGAACAUACAGUAAACGAGAUCACUUAAUAGGUGAUCAUAAAAAAAAUCCCAAAUAUUUUUUGGGUAUUAAUAAAAAGAAAAUAAAAAAAUAUGUGACAAAUAUGAAUAUGCAAGCAGGAUUUGUUGGUCCUACAGCUUUUGGGGUGAGUUAUCCAAUUCACCAAGGAUUGUAUAAUAAUAAGUUUGCUCCUGCUGAUGCGCUUAACUAUUGGUUAACCGGAUCUUCGUUUGUAUAUGUCUUCCAUCUAAUACGUAAUGCGUUUUUUAAUACUAGAAAAGUAAAUAUUUAA